Clonostachys rhizophaga is the source of this 1437-nucleotide messenger RNA. NCBI's taxonomy places the organism in Eukaryota, Fungi, Ascomycota, Sordariomycetes, Hypocreales, Bionectriaceae. The record is from the annotation of a GenBank genome assembly.
GGGGAUCACAUUGUUUCAUCCUCAUUCCCCGAGGUUCAUGUCAAGAGACGUUAUAUCAAAGGGGCAAACAUCAAGGAUUACAUUUAUCAAACAGGUUUUGGAAACCGCUUCUCUUCCGAGGCCGUACCAAAUGUCCUACCGAAAGGCAUAAAUACGCCUCAAAGGGUUAAGUACGAUCUAUACUCGGAGGAGCUGAAUGGUUCAUCCUUCAUCGCGUCCAGGCGAGACAUCCGGCAUGUCUGGAUGUAUCGAAUACGGCCUUCCACGAGCCACGGGCAUAUUUCAACAUCAGAGAUGAAUACACACGUACUCAGUAUUUUCUCCGGCAACGAGAAUGUGGAACUGUCAGCCACUCAAGAGUCGUGGGAUCCUUUUCCAAUACCCUCCCGGCAUACAAGUGACGGCAUAGACUUUGUCUGCGGGAUUACAACUGUUGGUGGCCAAGGAGACCCAACACUCCGUGAAGGAUUGGCAAUCCAUAUUUAUUCGGCAGAUUCAUCCAUGACCAACAGUGCUUUCUGCAACAAUGAUGGGGAUCUUUUGAUUAUUCCACAGACCGGAAGGCUGGAUAUCCAGACUGAACUAGGAUGGAUGACGGUCCAUCCCGGCGAAAUUGCAGUCAUCCAGGCUGGGAUACGUUUUAGCGUCUUACUUCCUGAUGGCCCAUCUCGUGGGAGGUUUUUGGAGGUCAUUAUGACCUUCCCUAACUUGGCCCAGUGGGCUCCAAUGGCCUGGCAUUGCCUCAGGAUUUCCAAUCACCAUGCGCAAACAGUUCAGACCUGGAGAAUUAUAUAUAAGCUGGCAGGCCAGCUACAUCUCUGCAAUCAGAACCACACCCCGUUUGACGUCGUGGCUUGGCAGGGUAACCUCGUGCCAUACAAAUAUGCCAUUGAGAAGUUUGUCAACCUCGCAAAUGUAGAAAAAACCCAAUCCGAUCCCACCGUCUAUGGCGUGUUGACUACGAAGUCCAAGUUUCCAGGCGUAUCUCUGACAGACUUCCUCAUCUUCACGCCGAAGUGGAUCGCGACAUCUAAUACCUUUCGGCCACCAUACUAUCACCGCAACAUGAGCACAGAGAUCAUGGGUCUUAUAUAUGGCGAAUACGGUGGCAGCAGCCACAAGCUAGAACCGGGGGGACUCAGCUACGAAGCUAGUUACAUGCCCCAUGGGGAGACAUAUGAGACGUGGAGAUAUGCCGCGACCCGGGAGCUGGCACCUGAGAGGACUUGCGAGGGCACCGCCGCGUUCAUGUUUCACAUUAGUGCACCAGUCUUCCUGACUAAAUGGGCUCUUGAGGGCGAAGGCGCAGGGAGGCGGCAUAGUCGCAGCUCCCAGGACGAGCCUUUGGACAGCUUUCAACCUCACUUCCUUGACCACCUGGAAGAGGUGAACCUGGAGCUCAAGGCAGUAGGUCUGCCCUCAUUGACCUCUAACUGA